Molecule: messenger RNA, 1049 nt
Organism: Effrenium voratum
Lineage: Eukaryota; Dinophyceae; Suessiales; Symbiodiniaceae
Source: the annotation of a GenBank genome assembly
GACGAGGCAGAGCUUGUCGUGGCGACGCUUCGUGCUGGUUUGUCGGAGAAGGGCAAGGCGUGGCUCCAGCAAGAGGUGGCGGCCAAAGCCCAACCUCAACUUCGCGCGCUCGCCCGACAGCUGGAUGUGCGCCAACGUGUCGCAGGCGGCAAAGUGACCAAGGCAGACCUAGCUGCCGCUGUCGUGGAGCAGCUGUGUUGCCAGGAGCCGAGCAGUUCUUCAACUCCUGCAGUCACAGUUGCGCGCUUGCGAGAAGUGGUAGCGGCCAAAGGAGAUCAGGGGCCUGCUGCGCUGCGGGCGCUGCUUCGCCCGCUUAAGCUUCGAGAUGCCAGCCCAUCGCUGACGGGCUUGGCCACAGAUCUCGGCGUCGAUGUCACGGGGCUGACGCGCCACGCCAUCAUCCAGCGAUUGGUAUUGACCCUGUGCCCUCUGACGUCGCCACUGCGCAGCGCUGAAGUCAAGCGUAAAUUCUGGCGGUGUCUCAAGAGACAUCGAGGCUCGGAGCAGGAGACUUUGGAAGCGCGGAUCGAAGUUACUCUGAAAAAGGAUCAAUGUGCUGAGUUUCGCCAUGGGUUGCUCGCAGUCUUCUUGGGCAUCACAGUGGAAGCGGUGGCUGGCCGACAUUUGUCAGCACGGGACGAGCUGCAGUUGUUGGACGCCAAACUGUCUGAAGCAGCGGCGUGUGUCUCAGACAUGGAGCAAUGGCUGCCGCAGUCUAUCCCGCCAUCGUGGACAGCCGCUGUGACACGCUUGCAGGAGACCACAAUGCCGCGUUUGUCUUGGCCCGCGCAGCGUGCUCUGCUUGCGGUUGUGUUGAAUGCUCGCUGGAAUGAGCGCAGAGGCGGGUGGGAGGGCUUGACCAAAAGUGGCUUCGAUUCGUUCUGGGGCGGGUUUGUUGUCUGGUAUGCGGCGCCAGGCUGGUGGCGUUUGGCUGGCGCUUCCGACUGUGCUGACCCCAUCGAUGUUGCUGAGCGGCUGUGGGCUUUGGCCACUCUGGAGCAGGAGGCGGCAUCGGAAGAGACAGAUGGCUUCAAGGAUCGCAGGGAAGC